This is a messenger RNA of Gavialis gangeticus (Gharial), 1409 nucleotides long. It is a transcript of the gene ATF4, whose product is annotated as activating transcription factor 4. Gene Ontology annotation, biological process: regulation of transcription by RNA polymerase II. NCBI's taxonomy places the organism in Eukaryota, Metazoa, Chordata, Crocodylia, Gavialidae. Gene Ontology annotation, cellular component: nucleus; ATF1-ATF4 transcription factor complex; ATF4-CREB1 transcription factor complex. The transcript has 3 exons. Bases 268 to 1326 code for a protein of 352 amino acids. The record is from RefSeq and is a predicted model, not a curated record. Gene Ontology annotation, molecular function: DNA-binding transcription activator activity, RNA polymerase II-specific; RNA polymerase II transcription regulatory region sequence-specific DNA binding.
CUGUUGCGUCGUGUCCCGAUCGGAGCAGCAGCUUCAGCCAGCUUUGCCGCUCGCCCCCGCCGCCAUGGCUGUUUAGGGGCGGCAGGGCCAGCAGCGGCAUCGGCCAGUGCAGCGGGCGCAGCACCAGCGGCGGCUGCCCCGGCACCUCCCCGGCGUCUGCGACCAUGGCGUUUCUCAAGGUACCUCGCAGCAGCAUUGCUGUAGUUCACAAAGACAUCCUCUACUUGACCACACCUUUUGACAUCAAAACAUUAAAAUCUGACCAAGAUGAGCGUCUUGAACAACGAGAUGAUGUUGGGGGAUUUAUUACCCCCCUUCAGCCAGUCGUGCUUGGUGGCUGAGGAAAGUCUAGAAUUCCCAGAUGACUACCUGGAGGUGGCCGAGCCCCUCAGUUCGCAUGGGUUCUCCAGCGACAAGGCUAAGGCAGUCUCCUUCGAUUGGCUGGCUGUGGACAGCUUAGGCAGUGCCACAGAUAACAGCCAGGAGGAUGCCUUCUCGGGCAUGGAGUGGAUGGUGGAGAAGAUGGAUCUGAAGGAAUUUGACUUUGAUGCGUUGUUAGGUAUUGAUGACAUGGAAGCCACCGUCUCACCAGAUGAGCUCAUGGCCACGUUGGAAGACACGUGUGAUCUAUUUGACCCUCCCACCCAAGAAAUCCACAGCAAAGAGCCUCCACUGAUAUCUGACCCAAUCACUCAUCUCCCUGAAUCUCCAAAUGCAAAAGAUCAGGUGGCCCCAUUCACUCCCCUUCCACUCCCUCUUUCCCCAGGGACUCUGACAUCCACUCCAGACCAUUCCUUUAGUUUAGAGCUAGGCAGUGAAGUAGAUGUCCUGGAAGGAGAUGGAAAACCAGAAACCCCUACCACCAAGGUGGUCCCCAAGUGUGAAAAAGAGGAGGAAUCCCCCUCUGAUAAUGAUAGUGGGAUAUGCAUGAGCCCAGAAUCCUAUCCAGGAACACCCCAACAUAGCCCCACCAUGUCUGAGUCUCCUAAUAACAGCCAGUUUCCCACAGUCCCUGUCUGUCAAUCUGUGUGGUCCAAACCAUAUGAUCAUCCUGUAGAAAAAGUACUAUCAGCUAAGGUGAAAGGAGAAAAGAAAAUGGAUAAGAAAUUGAAGAAGAUGGAGCAGAAUAAGACAGCUGCCACACGUUACCGGCAGAAGAAAAGGGCUGAACAGGAAGCCCUAUCUGGGGAGUGCAGAGAGCUGGAGCAGAAGAAUCAGACACUAAAAGAGAGAGCAGAUUCUCUGAGCAAAGAAAUCCAGUACUUGAAAGAUUUGAUUGAAGAGGUCCGCAAAGCCAAGGGCAAAAGAGCUAGAGUCCCAGAGUAGGGUAGAGUAGAAGUUUUAUGUGCCUGUAUAUAAGCAUGGUGUUAAUGCUGCGUAUUGCUGCCUAAUAAAUUAUUUUGUAGUAA